GGUUCUCCCCAUCAUGGCGGUUCCCACAUCACACCAACUGGACUUUACCUGAACUUCUUCUAGGCAUGUGCCUCGUAUUGGUGGUGACUUCUUUAAGCUCUCUUUUUCCAUCCACAGACAAUGGCUCCUUGGCCUGAGUUGGAAAAUGCCCAGCCAGACUCCAAUAAAUACAUCGAAGAGGUCACUAAUCAGCAGUCUGCCACACCUGCAAAAGGUGAAGAGACCGCUAAAAAUGCCUCCGGGAGCGCUGUAACCAAGACGGAAAUUCUGCCUUCAUAUUCCACUAUGGCACUGAUUGAAGACCCGCCAGAGGUGGAUGACCCAUGGGACAUGCCUGCACUUAGGGACACGGGGAUCAAGUGGUCAGAGAGAGACACCAAAGGGAAGAUUCUAUGUAUAUUCCAAGGGAUUGGGAAAUUCAUUUGCCUUCUGGGAUUUCUCUACUUGUUCGUGUGCUCCUUGGAUGUCCUCAGCAGUGCCUUCCAGCUGGUUGGAGGAAAGGUGGCCGGGCAGUUCUUCAGCGACAAUGCUAUCCUGUCCAACCCUGUGGCAGGGCUGGUGAUCGGAGUGCUGGUGACCGUCUUGGUGCAGAGCUCCAGCACCUCCUCGUCCAUCAUUGUCAGCAUGGUGGCCUCCUCACUGUUGACUGUGCGAGCUGCCAUCCCCAUCAUCAUGGGGGCCAACAUUGGGACCUCCAUCACCAACACCAUCGUGGCAUUCAUGCAGGCAGGAGACCGGAAUGAGUUCCGAAGGGCUUUUGCAGGGGCCACUGUCCACGACUUCUUCAACUGGCUGUCUGUGUUUGUGCUUUUGCCUCUGGAGGCCGCCACCCAUUACCUGGAGACCCUGACCAACGUUGUGGUGGACAGCUUCCAAUUCAAGAAUGGCGAAGAUGCCCCAGAACUUUUGAAAGUCAUUACAGAUCCCUUCACAAAGCUCAUUAUCCAGCUGGAUAAAAAGGUUAUCAACCAAAUCGCGAUGAAAGAUGAAACAGCCCAAAACAAGAGUCUGGUCAAGAUUUGGUGCCAGACUUUUACCAAUGUGACCGAGAAGAAUGUCACCGUUCCCUCAUCUGAGAACUGCUCUUCCCCUUCCCUCUGCCCGGCUGGUCUCCAAUUCUGGACCAUGAAGAACAUGACCUAUGAGAAGAACAUCGCCAAAUGUCAGCACAUCUUCGUGAAUCUCAACCUCCCAGAUGUUGCCAUUGGCGUUAUCUUACUGAUAAUCUCCCUGCUGGUCCUUUGUGCCUGCCUGAUCAUGAUUGUCAAGCUCCUCAACUCUGUGCUCAAGGGGCAGGUUGCUCUUGUCAUCAAGAAGACCCUCAACACUGAUUUCCCCUUUCCCUUUGCCUGGUUGACUGGCUACCUGGCCAUCUUUGUGGGAGCAGGAAUGACCUUCAUCGUGCAGAGCAGCUCCGUGUUCACGUCUGCCAUGACCCCGCUGAUUGGCAUCGGUGUGAUAACCAUUGAGAGGGCAUACCCACUCACACUGGGCUCCAACAUUGGCACCACCACCACUUCCAUCCUGGCUGCCUUAGCCAGCCCAGGCAGUACCUUAAAGAGUUCACUCCAGAUUGCCCUGUGCCACUUCUUCUUCAACGUCUCUGGCAUCUUGCUGUGGUACCCGAUCCCGCUCACCCGCUUGCCUAUCCGCCUGGCCAAGGGGCUGGGCAACAUCUCUGCCAAGUACCGUUGGUUCGCCAUCUUCUACCUGGUCUUCUUAUUCUUCCUCAUCCCGCUGACAGUGUUUGGCCUUUCACUGGCUGGCUGGCAAGUGCUGGUGGGAGUGGGCGUGCCCAUCAUCUUUCUGCUGCUCCUGGUGGUGUUUAUCCGGCUCCUGCAGUCCCGCUGCCCACGCAUCCUGCCCCGCAAGCUCCGGAACUGGGACUUCCUGCCCCUGUGGAUGCACUCGCUGAAGCCCUGGGAUCAUCUCAUCUCCCUGCUUACCAACUGCUGCCAGAGACGCUGCUGCUGCUGCUGCCGUGUGUGUUGCAUGCUCUGUGGCUGUUGCAAGUGCUGCCGCUGCAGCAAAUGCUGCAAGGACCUGGAGGAGGGGCAGGAGCACUCUAAAGACAUCCCCAUCAAGACCCCCAUCAAGGCCCCCAACGCCUUCAAUAACAUAUCCAUGAGCAGAGAGACCCAGGAUGAGGUCAAGUCCCAAGUCGAUACCAUGGGUGUGAAGACCAUCUCCAGCAGCACAGCAUUUUAG
Trichechus manatus latirostris (Florida manatee) is the source of this 2208-nucleotide messenger RNA. Its product is annotated as sodium-dependent phosphate transport protein 2B. The transcript is spliced from 12 exons. Lineage: Eukaryota; Metazoa; Chordata; Mammalia; Sirenia; Trichechidae. Gene Ontology annotation, molecular function: sodium:phosphate symporter activity. The coding region runs from base 121 to 2208 and encodes 695 amino acids. Gene Ontology annotation, cellular component: vesicle; apical plasma membrane; brush border. The record is from RefSeq and is a predicted model, not a curated record. Gene Ontology annotation, biological process: intracellular phosphate ion homeostasis; sodium-dependent phosphate transport.